AUGGUCAAAGACGCCGACACGGUUAUCAAAGAGUUCAACGAGCUCGUCAACAUGACAGCCCCCGAGCUCCAAACCUGGCUCAAGCAACCCGAAUCUACCGACGCCGGCUACUCCAAAUCCGACAACUCUGGCGAGACCAUCGGCCACGAGAGCGGCCGGAAAAUACUCUCAAUCCUCGAGAAGAACCCGACCAAAGACCCGGCGCAGUACGGCGAUGAGGACAUCGAUCAUAUGCGGAAGGUCGUGGCGUAUAACAAGCGGCAUUUGGCGCAGGAGGGGGCGGCGAAGCGGGAUGAGGGGAGUCGGGCGUGUCGGUCGUUGAAGAAUUGGGGACAUGAUGCGCGGAAGGAGUAGGGAGGUGAGGACUGAGGAAGUAGUUUGCUGUCCAAGAAUAGACGGUGGGUUGGUUGGGGCUGUUUCUGAUCGACGUGCUGGUCUUGCGGCUGGUGCCACGCUACUACGUGAUCAAGUCAUCUGGAGAUUCAUUUUCUUUGGCAGUAUCAAAAUGAUUUCGA
Molecule: messenger RNA, 515 nt
Organism: Eremomyces bilateralis CBS 781.70
Lineage: Eukaryota; Fungi; Ascomycota; Dothideomycetes; Eremomycetales; Eremomycetaceae
Exons: 3
Coding region: 1-354 (117 amino acids)
Source: RefSeq, a predicted model, not a curated record